Babesia ovata is the source of this 684-nucleotide messenger RNA. RefSeq names its product 1 family type VI secretion ATPase, putative. The record is from RefSeq and is a predicted model, not a curated record. NCBI's taxonomy places the organism in Eukaryota, Apicomplexa, Aconoidasida, Piroplasmida, Babesiidae. Bases 1 to 684 code for a protein of 227 amino acids. The transcript has 2 exons.
AUGAGGCACCAUCAGGAGCAUUACGAGACAACCAUAAGUCAGAAGCCUCCAAUAACGUUAAACCACAACAUAUUACUACAUGGAUCUCGGAAGUUUUUAAAUCGUAGCGACGAAGGUGGAAAGGAGGGCUACUGUUGCGACCGCAGCACCGAAACUGGAGACAAGCUUCUUGUCAAGAGCGCGAAGGUGCUUCAGGGAUGCAACUCUGCCGGUUUUAGUCGAGUAGUACUUUGCAACAACGAAGAGAGCCUCGGUGUGAGCCAACAUUGCCUUGUUGUAGAGUUCAACGGUGUCGUUGGAGGUCUUGAUAACAGCUUCGAUCUCAGCCUUGUUGUCGGUGCCCUUGGCCUUCUCGUCCAAAGCCUUCUUAGCGGCGUCAACCUUUACCUUGGCAGCGGUGAACAGCUUAACGGCCUCAUCGAAAGCAUCAAUCUUGACCUUGCUAGCCAACAAUCCGGUGUCCUUCUCGUAGGCCUCGUCCUUCUUCAGCCUCGCGACUUCGGUCUUCAGGUGGUCGUCGGAGGUGGUGACGGUCUUAACCCACUCUUCAGGGGUGGAGUCGUCAAGCUUGGCUUCGUCGGCGUAGACUUCGGCGAAGCAGAGUGCGGCAAAUCCUGCCAAGAGGAGAGCAACCUUCUUAAAUGCGUUCAUUGUGAUACAAUAUGCGGAUAUAUAAUAUUAUAA